Molecule: messenger RNA, 428 nt
Organism: Folsomia candida
Lineage: Eukaryota; Metazoa; Arthropoda; Collembola; Entomobryomorpha; Isotomidae
Exons: 2
Coding region: 67-369 (100 amino acids)
Source: RefSeq, a predicted model, not a curated record
CUUCCACUAAGUACCUACUUGGCAAAUAUUCUAAAAAAACGUUGCAAUUUAAAAAAUCAGAUUAAAAUGAAUUCCUUAAUCAAAUUGAGCAGCUUUAUCUUAGCUGGAGUCCUCGCCUCGUUAUUAGUUUUCAUGCCUUGCACGGACGCCGCCCCCAGGAAUAGAGAAUCCAUGCAGUCAAUGUUUCUGGGAGGUCGCGAGAAUCUGAUGAUGCCAAACCUCCCCAAAGACGAGGGGUACAUGCCCCUCUUCAUGAACAAAAUGUACAACGAGAUCACUAAUCAGUUCAAACAGCCUCAGAUGCCAGGAAUGGACCCUUUGGGAGAACUCUCGAAAUUCUCCAUGAUGCCACAAACCAGGGAUGACUAGGAAAUGCUUAGGGGACGAUUUCUAAUAUGAUUUGUAAUAAAAUAAAAAUAAAUUACACA